This is a messenger RNA of Manduca sexta (tobacco hornworm), 1547 nucleotides long. RefSeq names its product cytochrome b5-related protein. Bases 101 to 1462 code for a protein of 453 amino acids. The record is from RefSeq and is a predicted model, not a curated record. Gene Ontology annotation, molecular function: heme binding. Gene Ontology annotation, cellular component: mitochondrion. The transcript is spliced from 5 exons. Gene Ontology annotation, biological process: lipid metabolic process. Lineage: Eukaryota; Metazoa; Arthropoda; Insecta; Lepidoptera; Sphingidae.
AUUUUAUUGUUUACACUUACAAUAACUGUCGGCCUGUUGGAAACUCUAAAGUGGGCAUUACCGAUAAGUGAGCCGAUGCGUCCGGGUGUGCUAUAGAAAUAUGGCUCCAAAAGAAAUCGAUUACAUAGAAAUAGCGCAUCAAAGAGCAGCAGAAAAGAAGACUCAUGUAAGCUUCCCGCAAUUAAAAUAUCCAUCUCUAAGGGACGAGGGUCUGAGAGACCCGGUACAAUGGUUGAUCGGGAAAGCCAUGGAUGAUGGAGCCGAAGGGCUAUGGCGAGUGCAUAAUGGAAUUUACGAUUUCAGUGAUUUUGUUCAGAGGCAUCCCGGCGGGGCUGAGUGGUUGGAGCUCUCUAAGGGAACAGACAUCACGGAAGCCUUUGAAUGUCACCAUCUGAAUCCAACCGUGGAAAAGAUGUUAGAAAAAUUCUACGUCAGAGAAGCGAAGACACCACGGAAUUCACCAUUCACAUUCAAAGAUGACGGAUUUUAUCGUCAACUCAAACGUGCCGCUUGGGAUGAACUGAAAAAGAUCCCGAAAACUGCAUCAAAACAUGGAGAUUUGAUAACUGAUGGACUGUUUGGUACGCUAUUGACAGCGUCGGUUGUUGCUUGCUGGGCAAAGGAUUAUUGGAUUGUGAUGGCUUCUUACUUGAUCGCUUCGCUGAGCCUGGCUUGGAUGACUGUGGCGGCACAUAACUACAUACAUAAGAAAACCAAUUGGAGAAUGUAUUUGUUUAACUUCAGUCUUUGGUCUUAUAGAGACUUCAGAGUUUCCCAUGCGCUAUCACAUCACCUAUACCCGAACACUUUAAUGGACUUGGAAAUAAGUGCAUUUGAACCGAUGAUAUUGUGGAACCCACGAAAAAAGCCUCUAUAUGCAAAAUUUGCGUUUUUACUUGAGCAAAUAACCUUCCCUUUCCUAUUCAUGAUAAAUUUCACCAAGCGAUUUUUUCUCAAUUUUACUCGUGAAGGUUUCUUCACUGAGCAUUACCGCUGGCACGAUGUUCUUGGUUUCUCCUUGCCUGUGUGGAUGUGGCUUGUCAGCGGAUGCACUUUCUAUGAGGCUUUCACUACGUGGCUCUGGAUAGUUUGCACUGCAAGUUACAUCUUCGCUACAAUUGGGUCCAAUGCUGCCCACCAUCAUCCGAAGAUUUUCAAAGAUGGCGACGAAAUUAGAAAUGCUACACCAGACUGGGGCUUGCAUGAACUUGAAGCUGUGAUGGAUCGUACUGACAUCAACGGGAAUCUGUUCAAAGUGAUGACAUUCUUCGGUGAUCAUGCCUUGCAUCACCUCUUUCCUACGUUAGACCAUGCCAUUUUGCCACACUUGUAUCCUAUAUUCUUGGAACAUGUGCAGAAAUUUAAGGGCAAUUUUCGAAUGACGUCAUCCUUCGAUCUCUUCCUUGGACAGAUUAAGAUGACAAUGAAAACUGAUCCAUCUGUAUUGGAAGAUAGUAAAUGAGCCAUAUUUUAACAUUCAAUCGAUUUGCAUUAAAUGACACUUGUAUUAUUGGAUUUUAUGAUUAAAACGUUGAUAACUAAGACAU